CAAAAAUCGAUUCAUCAGGCCAGGGUGCUGCCCGGCACCCAAGUGCUGCCCGCCUCGCCGGCGCGCAGGCGUCGUCGCAGCCGCGAUGGGCUGCUCCUGCAGCAAGCGUGCCGACGACGCGCCGGAUGAGAAACCCCAAGUUCGGCAGCCCCCGGCGCCUCCACCACAGCCCGCGACGCCGCCGCGGCAGGAAGCACAGCUGCCCAAGACGCCGCCGAGCCCGCCGAGCGGCAGCUCCACGGCCUCCGUGCCGAGUCCAGUGGUGCCGCCCUCGCCCCCGAAGGCCUGGCGCGCCUCGAUCGAGGAGGACGUGUCCGAUGGAGAAUCACCGACGAAGGACGUCGAGAUCGAGCUCGAGGACCGCAGCCGUCGCGAGGACGACGACGACGACGACGAUUUCGGAGGAGACAACGCCGUGGCUUUUGCUGACGCGUGGACUUCUUUCAAGUCGCAAAAAGACCCGGGCUUUGGCAAAUUGCGAGAUUAUGCUAGAGCUCAUUAUGCGCAAUUGUUGAGAAUGCUCCUGGCGCCGAAACGGGAACGAUGUACACGGAAGCUCGGUCCUGUACAAUUCGAGUUUCGGGGACGGAGUAUCGUGCGGGACGACUUUGCGGUGGUUUGUGAUCGUGGCCACGACCUCCAGUGUUCUUUGUGGCGCGACGAUUUGGGAUUGGGUUCCAAGUUAUAUAGAUGGAGGUCGAAGAAGACGUGUGUAUUGUACGUCCAUGAUGUGGGUGGGAGUAGACUGGGCGCGUUGUCGUGCCUAGGCGUAGCUCUCGACGCGGGCGCCGCGGGCUACUGCGCGUUAGAUACGACGGCCUGCGGCGAGUCAGGAGGGCGGCGCGUGUCCUUCGGAUCUCUGGAACGAUGGGACGUCGCUUGUCUCGCGCAAGAGCUUGUCAAAAGAAGAGGCUUCACGGAUGUUGUGCUGUGGGGCCGCGGCGCGGGCGCCGUGGCCUGCGUGUUAUAUGCAUCCGUCGCGACACCUCCAUCGAAGGAUACAUCCUAUUUUGGGGACGCCGUCGCGUACAUGGGCCUCGAGGAUGCUGUGGGAGAGAAGGACCCCUACCCGUCUUCCACAGAAAUUACCAUUGAUAUUGAAGACGUGGAUGAGUUUAUGAGGGGCACGGAAGUGGAACAGACGACUUACGUCUGGGUCGCCUCGAAGCCGACCCUACAAAUAUCAAAGUGCAUGCCCGCCAGCGGUUUGUUAGUAGGGGACGUCAUCUGCGGCAUUGGGACGUCGACGCACCUCCCGCACUCUUCCCAAGAAUUGAGGGAUUUGUUGAAGAAGGUCUCCUCGAAGAAGCUGCACGUCUUCCGUAAGACCGACGCAACUCGACAAAGUUUCUUCGGCGACGAUUUACCGAUACCAUCGGGCUUGAUCCUGGACUGUGUGGUGGAUUCGCCCGUAGAUGUGGUAGAGGCUUUGAAGGGUCACGCGGCCGAACGGGAACCGAUCCUCACGGGGCUACUUGAGCCGUUACUUGCCACUGCUUUGGAGGUGUUAUGUCACUCGGUAGAAAAAAGGACAAGGGUGGAUCCGAGAUCGGUGCGAUGCGCGAAGGCCGCCUCAUCGUUAACGAUGCCGGCUCUAUACGCGAUCAACGACUACGCGGACGUGGAUCGGGGCGUGCCGCGGUUGGCAUCUACCUCCCGUUUAGUGUUUGACGCCCACGGCGGUUCCACCAAAUCUUUAUGUCGCUACAACGCGCCGCUGCGGCUGGCGCUGCGCGGGUCGCUCGACGCGAUGUCCUCGGGGUUUUUAGAUAGGGCCCAUGCUUUUCUGAGACAACUGACCGACGGCGUCUAUAGUAACGGGCCGCGCUGGUGCGUGACGACGCGGCCCUGGGACCAGGCCGAGGCCGAGCAGACGAUCGACGACUACGAGGGCGCCGCCGACGACUCCAUCGACGGCGGGGAGUAGCUUAAAC
Molecule: messenger RNA, 1934 nt
Organism: Pelagomonas calceolata
Lineage: Eukaryota; Pelagophyceae; Pelagomonadales; Pelagomonadaceae
Source: the annotation of a GenBank genome assembly